UUCCAGAAGAGUGGAUGGACAGGCUAGUUCAAGACUGCAGUUCCCCUGAGCAAGGUUUUUCCACUUGGCCUCACUGUUUGUGUGCAUGUGAUUAUUUGACAUAGCGUCUCCUCCUGAACAGUGAGGCACAUUUUGGAUGCUAAAUGAGGACGUAAGGGACGGUGUUUAGUAGCCUCUUACUGCAUUGCUGCCUGGAGGGCUAUGCAUUGCUGUUGAGGACCCUUACUACUCCAUGUUCUUCGACAGACCCACACAGAAGCAUGCUCCCGGAAGCUGCUGCUGAGGAGUCCCCCACUUUGCUGCUGCCUGUGCUGCUGGUAGUGGGCUGGAUCGUGGGCUGUGUGGUGGUCCUCUACUUCGUCUUUUUCUAGGGAGGAAGCAGAAGAUCCUGAUCAAGACUUUAAUGCAUCUCAUAUAUUAUGUAAAAGUAUUAUUAUAAAGGUAAUCAGGUACCAGGCCACUUUCUACAAAAAGCCUAAAUUGAUUCUCCAAAGCUUUUAGUACACAGGAAAACAUCAUAAUGUUGAUCCAGCAUAACUGUCUGUCAUGGAUACCUGUAUUUAUUGUUUUUCAUUAGUAGAUGUUUUUUUCUUUGUAUAAAUGGGGCCAUAAUAACAGAAAAUGACUCAUUUGCAUACCACAGUAAAUGUCAAUGAUAUUUCCUGUCCCCAUUAUCGUAAGAGAGGAAAAAGCUGUGUAAUCUCAGAAAGAGCUACAGUACCUAACACAAACAUGUUAAUCACUGCGCAUCUCAGAAUUCACUAAUCCAUUAAUCAUUUAUUCUAUCCAGCAAUCCCCAACACACUGUUUAUACUACCAGCAGAACUUUAUUUAUAUACUAUAAAGCUAGAAUUGUAUAUUGCUGUGGAAAGGUUUGAAAACACUUCCAGUUUUACUAUAUAUUUUUGUAAUUUUAUGUAAAAUAAUUUCUAACUUUAACAAUGUGAAGUUAACUGUUAAAAAGUAAUGCACUGUAAAAUGUAUUACAAGUGAACACUAUGAUUAUCUUUUUGCAUACAGUUUGAGUAUGAAAAAAUGUUCUUAAUAUUCAUUUUAUUUCACUUUUAAUGUUUAACAAUCUACAAAUAAUUUUAGUUUUUGAAUACAGCUUUAUGUUUUUUUAAACCUGUAAAAUUAAACAUGCUGUACAUUGACCCAACCCUGUUUAAUAUUAAUAACAACAUUUAUUUCAGACAUUUUAAUACAGCUAUGUCAAUAAAUAUUUGAUGAUGGAAUUACAAACUACCAAACAAUACUGAAGAAAUGGCUCUUAGUUUUGUUGUAACCACUGCGGCCUAUCAGUAACAACUAUUAUGGAAUUUAUAUGAACAACUCUAAUUGAUAUUGUCUCAGUUGUUUAAUUGAUUUCUGAAUA
Astyanax mexicanus (Mexican tetra) is the source of this 1375-nucleotide messenger RNA. Its product is annotated as sarcoplasmic/endoplasmic reticulum calcium ATPase regulator DWORF-like. The coding region runs from base 261 to 371 and encodes 36 amino acids. NCBI's taxonomy places the organism in Eukaryota, Metazoa, Chordata, Actinopteri, Characiformes, Acestrorhamphidae. The transcript has 3 exons. The record is from RefSeq and is a predicted model, not a curated record.